Sphaerulina musiva SO2202 is the source of this 1035-nucleotide messenger RNA. RefSeq names its product molybdopterin binding oxidoreductase. Gene Ontology annotation, molecular function: oxidoreductase activity; molybdenum ion binding. Gene Ontology annotation, cellular component: mitochondrion. NCBI's taxonomy places the organism in Eukaryota, Fungi, Ascomycota, Dothideomycetes, Mycosphaerellales, Mycosphaerellaceae. Bases 1 to 1035 code for a protein of 344 amino acids. The record is from RefSeq and is a predicted model, not a curated record. The transcript is spliced from 2 exons.
AUGAGCAGCGAUGAGCGCAGAGCUUGCCUCUCCAUGACACCAGGCUUUCAUCUCCGUCCGCCACCACCCCCUCACCAGCUCGAUUCGUUCAUCACCGACGACGGGAAGCUGUUCCAAACCAUACACAUGGGCAGGCCGAAUCUGGAUCAUAGCCUCUGGCAUCUCCGAAUCCAUGGUCUCGUCGAGCGAAGCUAUACUCUGACCCUCUCCGAGUUGUAUACUCUGCCCCGCACGACCAUCACGUCCUUCCACGAGUGCUAUGGCAGCCCACUCCAACCUCCUACCACCAAUCUCUGGCGCAUUGGAAACGUAGAAUGGACAGGAAUCCGUCUGCGCGACCUGCUCAAUCAUGCAAAGCCACUUGCCCAGGCAGCUUUUGUAUGGUCCGAUGGUCUCGACUCGGGCAGCUUCGGUGGCGUCUCGGCCGACAGGUAUCAGAAGGAUCUUCCCUUGGCCAAAGCCAUGUCUCCCGAGGUGCUGGUUGCAUACGAAAUGAACGGAAAAGCCCUCAGCCUCGAGCGCGGUGGUCCUGUACGUUUGGUCGUGCCGGGCUGGUUUGGCACUAAUAGCACCAAGUGGUUGUGCUCGCUGCAGCUGAGGGAAGAAAGGAGUUCUGGCCCAUUCACAACUACUUUCUACAAUGAGUGGGUUAGCAGUGGACGAAUGAGGCCGGUCUGGGACGUGGAGCCGAACUCGAUGAUGGUCAGCCCUCGGAAUGGGGACAUCCUGUUAACAGCAAACACUACAGAUGGCACAUCAACACUCGAUGCAAAGGUCUGGGGAUGGGCAUGGAGUGGCGACGGCAUUGAAGUGGUAGAAAUCAGUUUAGAUGAUGGAUUGAGCUGGAGAGGCACGACAGUCGCUCCGAGGUCACAGUGGGAGUGGCAAAGCUUCUCGAUUGUGCUGAAGCUGGACGUUGGCGUCCACAGAAUGUCGGCGAGGGCAACUUCGAACAGCGGUGUAAAGCAGGCGUUGCAAGGAAGACGUAAUCACAUUCAUCGUAUCAGUUUUCGAGUCGAGAGACCACCAUCGUGA